AUGCUGGUCCAGGUUGUGGCUCUGCUGGCUCUGGGGUUGCUGGGCAGCUCAGCACCACUGCAGGAGGAGCGCUCCAGGACUUUGGUGGGAUUGAUCAUUCAAGAACUUCUCCAAGAUAUAAAGAAACUAAAUUUAAAUGCAGUUCCCAGCCUUGUAACUGUGAAUGCUACGGUGGAGAGAUGCAUGCACAGCCACCUGAAAACCUUUACCAGCACCUUAACAGCUCUUGACACUCACAGCAAAUUCAUUGCCAGAAAACUGACCAGACUUGACACCUACAGAAACAUCCUCCCCAAAAAGGAAACGCCUCGUCUGUUGAACGAGACUAAAUACUCACUAGUUGAUGAAAUGCUUUGUUUGCUUAAGGCUGAAAAUAGACGCAUACAAGAGAAAUUCUCCAUACCGGUCCACAUAAAGGAACGAAGCUGUGCACAUAAAACCACUGAAAUAUUUAUUCACGAACUAAAAAAGAUUCACAAAUGCCCAUGCAUGAGAAGAGUGGAGAAAGAUAUGGAAAAGCUAGAAAAAACCUGCAAUAUUUUGAAGAAAUCUUCAUUCAACAACAACAGCUGCUUAAAGAAGGCAAAUACUGGUUUCUCAAAAUUUAAAGAGAGUCUGGAAGAAUUCUUGAGAUGGGUCAAUGAGAAGCUGGACUGCAGGAAAGUUGGGAGAGGCGAGUUGGGUUUGUACCUGGAUGGCGAAUGCAGCUGCCCUGACUCCUGGAAAUCCCACCAAGGCUUGGGCUAG
Molecule: messenger RNA, 747 nt
Organism: Vidua macroura (Pin-tailed whydah)
Lineage: Eukaryota; Metazoa; Chordata; Aves; Passeriformes; Viduidae
Exons: 7
Coding region: 1-747 (248 amino acids)
Source: RefSeq, a predicted model, not a curated record